This is a messenger RNA of Oncorhynchus nerka (sockeye salmon), 2564 nucleotides long. RefSeq names its product zinc finger protein 32-like. The record is from RefSeq and is a predicted model, not a curated record. Bases 1991 to 2449 code for a protein of 152 amino acids. Lineage: Eukaryota; Metazoa; Chordata; Actinopteri; Salmoniformes; Salmonidae. The transcript is spliced from 4 exons.
GGAACAGACUUGUGCCUCACUUCCUGUUUUAUGUGCCUUUGUAGCAGAGACGGUAUGGAAAUUUCAUUCCUCCAUUAUCUCUGUUGUAGCUAGCUGGUAUGCAAUGAAAUGGCGCUUGCUACUGAAGUUUAGUUAGCCCAAUUGUUUUCUAUGGCUUAAAGCUAGCUAUGUUAUAUAAGUGUUUUCUACUUAUUUAUUAUGUAUGUAAACACAUUGGUCGACAAGACGGAGCCAUGAAGGUCAGACAGCAUGGUUGUUCAGGAGAGGGUUUUAAAACCGACACUGUUGAUUGGCCAGACAGCAACGGUACCACUGAACAACGUUAGCAAGUAAGUUAGCGAGCUAGCUAAGUGUGCUGAGACUUGCGUUACAUCGACGGACUUCCAUCGCCUGUUCCAAUACGGUUCGUGACAGCACUGUAAAAACUUGCCAUAACAAACACAAGGACUGGGUCAGAUAUAAUGUUUCACCAACUUCCAUUGAGAGAUCCGACCGAUUGAACCUAUGGCAAGUUGCCCUGAACAUUGACGCCAAUACUCCGACUGACGACCUCAGAAAGUUAAUGAGGGAGCCAUCGAGGACGGACGUCAUGGUUGGUCAGGAAAGGGUGUUAACACAGUCACUGUUGAUAGGCCAGGCAGCAGUGCCACUGAAGAAUGUUGUCUGUCCAUUGAGGAGGACCAGUGCGUAAACAUUCAGCCCAGAAGCUCAGAUGAGUUAAACCACGGAGAACAGGUGAGUGAAGUGUCAGUGGGCCUGCCGGGUGAAUACAAAGAUGACAGUUGUUCCCUGAGAAUGGAGAGGAACGGGUCUGUGAAGCAGGAGACUAGAAGUGUUGCCUCCUAUAGCGAGGAAGAGAAGAAGCUGUUGGCUGCCAUGGUGUUUGAGAAGGGGGAACUGGAGCUGACUGGCUCUCUGGUGAUGGAGGUGACUGAGGAUAUACAGUGCAGUGAUGCAGACACUGCACCCAACAGGGAGGAAAGGGCUCUGUACCUAGAGGAGGAGAAAGGAGAUGAGAGACAGACAGAUGAAGGGAUUGCCCAGCAGAGAGGAAAGGGCUCUGUACCUAGAGGAGGAGAAAGGAGAUGAGAGACAGACAGAUGAAGGGAUUGCCCAGCAGAGAGGAAAGGGCUCUGUACCUAGAGGAGGAGAAAGGAGAUGAGAGACAGACAGAUGAAGGGACUGCCCAGCAGAGAGGAAAGGGCUCUGUACCUAGAGGAGGAGAAAGGAGAUGAGAGACAGACAGAUGAAGGGACUGCCCAGCAGAGAGGAAAGGGCUCUGUACCUAGAGGAGGAGAAAGGAGAUGAGAGACAGACAGAUGAAGGGACUGCCCAGCAGAGAGGAAAGGGCUCUGUACCUAGAGGAGGAGAAAGGAGAUGAGAGACAGACAGAUGAAGGGAUUGCCCAGCAGAGAGGAAAGGGCUCUGUACCUAGAGGAGGAGAAAGGAGAUGAGAGACAGACAGAUGAAGGGACUGCCCAGCAGAGAGGAGCAGCAGGCUAAUGCUGAGUGUGAACCCUCAGUGGAGCCGGAGGUAUCUUUAGAUUCUGUGAGCGAGCGCAAGAGACGGAGCGAGCGAGCCAGCCUACACUCCACGCCGACACAAGAAGCUGUGUGUGUGAUGGCCAGCCUGGGGAGCCUGUUGGGUUUGACAAACUCUGCAUGCGGUUCCACGACCUCAACAGUUAUGAGGAGCACGUCCGUUGAGAGCACUCCAAACGCUCACGGCCUCUCUGUCCUGACUGUGGCAUCCUCAUCUCAAAGUUACUCAGUGUGGAGCACCAGUGUGAACAAGUUCAAGCUGUUCUGUCUGUGGGAAGCGCUGCGUGGAUGAAGCUGACCUCAAGCAUCACCAGAGGCUUCACCAUCAAGAGCAUGUCUACUCCUGUAAGUUCUGCCUCAAGCACUUUAAGGCCAGGGAAGACAAGCGGACCCACGAGAAGGACGACCACCAGGUCAAGGUCAAAAAGUUGCACUAUAGGUGCUCCAAAUGCCCCUGGGGAUUUUACAACAUCUUGAAAUGGAACCGCCAUUUCAAAGAGACAUUUGUAGCACGUGCUACAAGGAAUUCCCCCAACUUAGCAAGCUUGAGAAGCACGAGCUGAGCCACAGUUUCAACAAAUCUUUCAGGUGUCAGGUGUGCCAGCGUUCCUUUGCCCAGGCCAGCCAGCUGAAGUCCCACCUGCGCGUCCACACUGGGGAGAGGCCCUUCCAAUGCCAGCGCUGCGACAAGAGCUUUAACCACAACGUCAGCCUCAACAACCUCGUCACACGCUAUCACCAAGGGGAGAGUGGGGAGGGAGGGAGGUGCGAGAGCGGAGGAGCAGGCGACAGUGGAACUAUGAACCUGAGGAGGAGAAGCGUCAGAAUGAGAGUGAUUCUGACUUUGACCUGGAGGAAGAAGACAGGGAGUAAAGGGAAAGGUAGUGGAGGAGGGGGGCACUGGUAGAAGCCUCUAGGAGAGAUACAGUGGGGCAAAAAAGUAUUUAGUCAGCCACCAAUUGUGCAUGUUCUCCCACUUAAAAAGAUGAGAGGCCUGUAAUUUUCAUCAUAGGUACACUUCA